Messenger RNA from Tinamus guttatus (white-throated tinamou), 1845 nucleotides. RefSeq names its product keratin, type II cytoskeletal 4. Gene Ontology annotation, cellular component: keratin filament. The record is from RefSeq and is a predicted model, not a curated record. Gene Ontology annotation, molecular function: structural constituent of skin epidermis. Lineage: Eukaryota; Metazoa; Chordata; Aves; Tinamiformes; Tinamidae. Gene Ontology annotation, biological process: keratinization; intermediate filament organization.
AUGAGCAGACAGGCACCUACAGUGAGAUCUGUCCUUGGACGAAGAGGCUUCAGCUCAGCUUCUGAGAUCUGUGGUCGAAGCUACGCGGCCUCUGCGUGCCAACCUGUCCGAUGCGGAGCCUACAGCAGCAGGAGCGUCUGCAACCUAGGUGGAAACAGAAGAAUUUCCUACGUGAACGGGGUCUGCGGUACCGGAUGCUAUGGAGAUUUUGGCUAUGGAGGUGUAGGCUUUGGGAAUGUUGGAGGAAGGGUUGGCCUUUGCAGUCCUAGGGGAUUUAGUAUCGUGCGAGGCUACCCAGAUCGCAAGGCUGAAGGUAUCCAAGGCAUCUGCAUUGACGAAAGGCUCCUAAAGCCCCUCUGUGUUGGGGUCGACCCGCUGGAACAUGAAAUUCGCUGUCAGGAGAAGGAACAGAUAAAGACCCUCAACACCCAGUUCGCUUGCUUCAUUGACAAGGUCCGAUUUCUGGAGCAGCAGAACAAAGUGCUAGAGACCAAAUGGGGCCUCUUGCAGCAAUACGUCCUACCAAAGAAAGGGAAAAACCUUGAACUGUACUUUGAGAAUUACAUCUGUGAUCUGCGGAAGCGCCUGGACUGCUUGUUGUGCGAGAAGCAAAAACUGGGCAGCGAAGAGUGUGCCACAAGCCAGCUGGUGGAGGAGUUCAAGUGCAAGUAUGAAGAGGAAAUCAACAGGCGCACAACUGUGGAGAAUGAGUUCGUGGCACUCAAAAAGGAUGCAGACUGCAUCUUUUUGAACAAAGAAGAGCUGGAGGUGAAGGUGGAUUUGUUAAGAAGGCAGUUGGAAUUGUUGAAAUGCGUGUUUGAGGAGGAACGAGCUCAGGUGGAUCGCCAGCUAUGCGACACUUCGGUCAUUGUGAAAAUGGACAACAACCGAGACCUGGACAUGGAAAGCAUCAUUAAGAACGUUGAAUGCUGGUACCAAGAAAUAGCUCAGAAGAGCAAAGAGGAGGUUGAUGCUUUCUACCAAACCAGGUUUCAGGAGCUUCAGGAUAAAAGGGGCAAGUAUUGUGAUGAUCUGCAGAGCAAUAAGUGUGAGAUUUCAGAGCUUACCCGGAUGAUACAGAAGUUGCAGUGUGAACUUGAGAAUGCGAAGAAGCAGGUGACCUGUCUGCAAACCUCCAUUUGUGAUGUUGAGCAGCGAGGGGACUGUGCCCUGAAAGAUGCCCGGGAGAAGCACGUUGAGCUGCAGAACGCCCUCCAGAAGGCCAAGGAUGAGCUGGCUUGCAUGCUGCGGGAUUACCAGGAGCUGCUGAACGUCAAGCUGGCCCUGGAUAUCGAGAUUGCAACCUAUAAGACUUUACUGGAGGGCGAAGAGAGCAGGAUAUGUGUGGGGAACCCAGUGAGCGUGUCUGUGGUCAGCAGCGGCUACAACAUUCCCGAAGAGUGCGGGGUGUUGCCUGGAAGCGGGGCCGCGUGUGGCUACGGCUCCCUGGGAAGACGGUCCGGACGACACGGCUCCCAGACCGGAGGCUUCAGCUCCCGCAGCGCCGGGAUCCACCAGAGGAGAGUCGUCAGCUCUGUGGCCAAGCAGUGCGUCCCGGAGGUGUUUUGCCAAGCUGGAGGGGUCAGCUGCAAAAGCGGAGGGUUUAGCUCCCGAAGCGGGGGCUACCCGGCCCCUACCGUCAUCAGCACGGGGAGUCCAGGCUUGAACGCGAGGAUCGGAGCUUGCCAAGCUGGUGGUGUCGUCAGCUUUGGAAACCAAGGCUGUGUCAUCAGGCAGCUGGGGAGCUCUCCGGUUGUUGUGGCCAGCAGCCCUGAGGUUGUGGGGUGCAACAACGGAGUGGUGGGGAAUUUUGGGGUCGUCAGAGACCAGUGUGUGGUUCCAUAG